GAAGUGACGUGAGCCGGAAGCGACACCACCGGAAAGGGCCCUUGAGGGGCGCGCCAUGGCCGGGGAGGCUGAGGCGCCGCCGCCUGAGGAAACUCUGUCGUUCUGGAAACGGGAGCAAGCCCGGCUGAAGGCCCUCGUCGUGGUCGGGGACACGGAGGCGUGGCAGCGGGACGCGGCCUUCUCGGGGCUGCGGAGGGUCGGGGGCGUGGACGUGUCCUUCGUCAAGGGCGACGGCGUCCGCGCCUGCGCGUCCCUGGUGGUGCUCAGCUACCCCGAGCUCGAGGUGGUGUAUGAGGACUGCUGCAUGGUUAGCCUGACGGCUCCCUACGUGUCGGGCUUCCUGGCCUUCCGAGAGGUGCCCUUCCUGGUGGACGCGGUGCGGCGGCUGCGGGAGAAGGAGCCCCGCCUUGUGCCCCAGGUCCUCCUUGUGGAUGGAAACGGGGUUCUCCACCACCGAGGCUUCGGAGUGGCCUGCCACCUCGGCGUCCUCACAGACUUGCCCUGCGUUGGGGUGGCCAAGAAGCUCCUGCAGGUGGACGGGCUGGAGAACGAUGCCCAGCACAAGGAGAAGAUACGACUUCUGCAGGCUGGCGGGGAUUCAUUUCCUCUGGUAGGAGGCUCUGGGACCGUCCUGGGCAUGGCCCUGAAGAGCCACGACCGCAGCAGCAGGCCCCUCUAUGUCUCUGUGGGCCACAAGAUAAGCCUGGAGGCUGCCGUGCGUCUGACCAGAGGCUGCUGCAGGUUCUGGAUCCCGGAGCCCGUGCGACAGGCUGACAUCCGCUCUCGAGACUACAUCCGCAGGACCCUGGGAGCCCCGGAGCCCCCCACACCAGCACAGGAGAGGAGCCAGAAGGCACAGGGGCCAAAGGUGUGCCCCAAGGGAGGUUCGAAAGAGCCCGAAGGUGAGGACAGGCCCCCCAAGGCUCACAGCUGAGGUCCCAAGACACACCGCAAAGACCAACAGCGGCAGUAGGGGAGCUGAGCCGGACGCGGCGAAGCGCUCGGGCUGCCCACCUUCCCGCUCCUGCCCAGAGCUGUGGGUCCCCAGCUGCAGGCCUCAGCACACGCUGGCCACUCCGGCGACAGGGACGGCUGUAGGCUUGGCCCUGCUGCGUGGGCCCGGGCGGUGGUCCCUCCUGCUCCAAGGUCUCGGGCAGGAGGCUGUCAGGAGAUAGAUGUCCCACCUCAGAGCACCGGCCCCAGGAGGAGCCCAGCAGUGCCCUCCCAGGGCCCAGGAAGGGCAUUUAGAGUUCUGGAGGUUCUUUGAUGUGUUUUGUUUUUGUUCUUAAAGUGCCCAGGUGGGCUUAGGCCUGCCGGACUGUGUGUCUGUC
This is a messenger RNA of Mustela erminea (ermine), 1331 nucleotides long. RefSeq names its product endonuclease V (gene ENDOV). Gene Ontology annotation, biological process: DNA repair. Lineage: Eukaryota; Metazoa; Chordata; Mammalia; Carnivora; Mustelidae. Gene Ontology annotation, cellular component: cytoplasm; nucleolus. The transcript has 9 exons. Gene Ontology annotation, molecular function: RNA endonuclease activity producing 5'-phosphomonoesters, hydrolytic mechanism; single-stranded RNA binding. The coding region runs from base 56 to 934 and encodes 292 amino acids. The record is from RefSeq and is a predicted model, not a curated record.